Messenger RNA from Cuscuta epithymum, 2037 nucleotides. Lineage: Eukaryota; Viridiplantae; Streptophyta; Magnoliopsida; Solanales; Convolvulaceae. The record is from the annotation of a GenBank genome assembly.
UGAAGCAAAGAAGACCUCGAGCGAGUACAAAGCACGUCUUCAUUUGGACCGCACAGUACUCCUGCAAAAGGCUGCGCAGAGCUGGGACCCGCACAUAUGGCAGCUCCUCCAUUCCUCCUGUUGUCCAGCGUGCAGCGGAAGGGGGUGAAUGUGCCCAUGCACACGGACCCCAAAAAAAAAACAUGGGUUGCAGGCACCCUAAUAGAAUAAUAGCAAGUCCGGGAACUGUAAAAGCUCUAAGAUAUGAGUAUCAAUUUCAUCACAAAACGACCGGCCUAAGAGCUUCCAUUUUGGAUUUAUAUAUUCCGACUCUGUAGUUGCAGGAUGUCUUCAUCUUUGUAUAUAUCCGCCUAGCAGCGCAAUAAGAAGAUAGGGCGGUGAUGGGUAUCAGAGACGAAGGUGGUUCUGGGAGCUCCCAUGGCGACGGCGAGAUUGAAAUUCCAGAGACUGCUCAUCAAGUCAGCAAUGAUUCAUGGUUUCAAGUUGGAGUUGUUCUAAGUACGGGAAUCAACAGUGCGUAUGCUCUAGGGUAUGCUGGAGCUAUUAUGGUCCCACUAGGUUGGGUAGGCGGUGUGGUUGGGUUGAUCCUAUCCACCGCUAUAUCGCUAUAUGCUAGUACGCUUAUAGCUAAGCUUCAUGAACUUGGAGGAAAGAGGCAUAUCAGAUAUAGAGACCUUGCAGGCUUUAUAUAUGGUCCAACUGUUUAUUCACUUGUUUGGGCAUUGCAGUCUGCAAAUCUAUUCUUGAUUAACACUGGGUAUGUUAUUCUUGGUGGCCAGGCCUUAAAGGCCUUUUAUGUUCUCUUUAGAGAUGACCAUGUGAUGAAGCUUCCUUACUUCAUUAUAAUAGCUGGAGUGGCAUGUCUCCUCUUCGCUGUUGCUAUACCUCAUUUAUCAGCACUUAGGAUCUGGCUUGGGGUUUCAGCUUUUCUUAGUUUGGUCUACCUUCUUGCCACGUUUGUCCUGUCUAUCAAAGAUGGUGUAAAUGCUCCUCCUAGAGACUAUAACAUCCCGGGAACAACAAUAGGCAAAAUAUUUACAACUAUUGGUGCAGCUGGCAACGUAGUGUUUGCUUUUAAUUCAGGAAUGAUUCCAGAGAUACAAGUUAGCAUUUGCGCGCCUCUUUUAUUUAGAUUAUAUUAAGUGGAAUAUACAAGAUCAGGGGAAAUAAACAAAGCAUGUUCUUUUGCGCAACAUGCAAAGAAUUUUGGAAACUUUUCCCUUCAGGAAAAUGUUUUACCAUCCCAAUCCCACAGCAACUAAGUAAGGGCCAUAAGGAAUUUUCUCUUGCUUAGUACUUGAGGGCCGUUGAGGCUUUGUUUGGUCAAUAAGACAAAUGAAUAAGUGGGAAAGGAAGCAGAUAGAGUUUGAGAGAUAAAAAGUGGAAGAACGAAAUGUGUGAGGAAAAGAGCUGAUUUUAUGUAAAGUUUUAUCCCCUAUUACUUCACAGUUCACUGUAUAGAAGAGCUAUCAAUAGCCAAAAGGCUACUGUUAAAGAACCUGCGGUGAGGAACAUGAUGAAAGCACUUUACUUUCAGUUCACAGUAGGAGUGAUGCCAAUGCUUGCUGUUACAUUCGUGGGGUAUUGGGCUUAUGGCUCCAGCUCAUCGGCCUAUUUGCUCAAUAACGUCCAUGGCCCAGUUUGGUUAAAGGCAUUUGCUAACAUAUGUGCUUUCUUGCAAGCUAUCAUCUCUUUGCAUCACAACCAGGGCAAUGCGGUGGUGGCAAAAGCCUGACGACGGCGAUUGGUGGUGACAAUCUGGUAGCGGUUUGGAGACUAGCUGUCAGCUCUGGCAGGCUAGUUGCUCACCCCGACCCCUGUAGGCUUGGAGUAUUUUGUGACAAUAAGAAACUCAGAUUUAAGACAUGUUAAAUAUCAAGUAUAUUUGCCUUUUAACAUGUUUUACUUCUAUGAUUGAAAUUAUCUCUAUCAUUUAUCUUUUAUUAAUAUGCAAUGUGAAGGUUACAUCCUUGUAAAACAAAAAAAAAGUCUUCUUCUAUUCUGUGUAUAAAUUCUCUUACAUGCGCCAUUUUGUGU